AUGGAUGAUGUACUGACGGGUACAAAUGACGUCAAUGAGGCGGUGAUUUUGAGAGGUCAACUUGAUGCAUUAUUAAAAAGCGGAGGGUUCAGGUUGCGGAAAUGGGUUUCCAACUGCGAUGAGGUGAUGCAAGGUGUACCGGAGGAGGAUCUAGGUUUGGAAAGACAGGAGCAAAUUGAACUCGAUCCAGAUCCAGCAGUUCGGACAUUAGGAUUGAUGUGGUCUCCUAAAAACGAUGUACUGAAGCUGCAGUUUCCGAUACCAGGGGUAUAUUCAGACGAUAUGAUGACAAAGCGGAAGAUUUUAUCGAUUAUUUCGGGAUUAUUCGAUCCGCUAGGUCUUGUCGGUGCAGUAAUCACAGUAGGGAAGAUGUUCAUGCAGCGGCUGUGGAAAUUGAAAGAUGAAAAGGGUAGAAAAUUGGAUUGGGAUAACGUAAUUCCAUCAAGCAUAAGCAAGGAAUGGCAUGAAUUCCACAGACAACUUCCAAUUCUAAACACUAUAUCGAUCAAACGUUGUGUUUUGAUACCCAAUCCGAACGUUAUUGAACUUCAUGUGUUCUCAGAUGCUUCGGAGAAGGCAUACGGCGCCUGUGCAUAUUUAAAGAGCUGCAAUUUAGUAGGAGCAACUCAAAUAAUAUUGUUGUCAUCAAAAUCGAAGGUAGCACCCAUAAAAACCCAAUCCAUCCCAAGACUGGAAUUAUGUGGAGCAUUGCUAGCAACGCAGCUGUCAGCACAAAUUCUAGCGGCCAUCAAACUUAACCCAGCUGUAUACUAUUGGACAGAUUCUACGUGUGUAUUGCAGUGGAUAAAGGCAACUCCUUCAACCUGGACGACAUUUGUCGCAAAUCGGGUAGCGAAAAUCCAGCUGACCACUGAGAACCAUCCCUGGAACCAUGUUCCAGGAUGUCAAAAUCCAGCUGACCUCAUAUCCCGGGGUGUGCUCCCCGAGAAUAUUGUCAACAACAAUCUUUGGUGGAGAGGACCAUCAUGGUUGGAGAAAACACAAGAGUACUGGCCAAAUCAUCCAACACCAUUAACUACAAAAAAAGCAGAAGGGGAAUUUCUUCGAUCAGCUGCUAAUUGCGUGACAAUGCAGCAAGAGAGGUUUACAUUAUGGUACCUCAGUAAGUUUUCGACAUUCAGUAAUCUGGUUAGACGUACCGCCUACUGGCUUCGCCUUAUGAAAAUUUUGAAACAGCCGAGAAAAAGCUGA
This is a messenger RNA of Toxorhynchites rutilus septentrionalis, 1212 nucleotides long. RefSeq lists its product as uncharacterized. NCBI's taxonomy places the organism in Eukaryota, Metazoa, Arthropoda, Insecta, Diptera, Culicidae. The transcript has a single exon. The record is from RefSeq and is a predicted model, not a curated record. Bases 1 to 1212 code for a protein of 403 amino acids.